AGUUAGAAAAGAAAACAAAUUUAAAAUGGCUGCCGGCUUUUGAUGACGCUAAAUUAUUGUCCUAUUUUCUAUUUUGUGUUAUAAUUGGCUAAACGUUUAAGCUUUGCAGCUUAUUCAUAUUUGUGAAUACGUGAAAAUACUUUAAGAAAUCCGGAACUCUUACCAGAAGCUCUGUAAUUAUGUACGACGAUAGGCGUGGUGGAGGUCGAGGUGGCGGCCGUGGUGCUCCCAGGGGCCGCGGCGGCGGCGGGCGAGGCGGUCCCCGGAGGUCUGAUGACCGCUCGGAGGACCGCGGUGGGAGCCGCUUCGGCGGCGGUGGCCGGGGCGGCCGCGAUGGUGGGCGAGGGUUCGGCGGGCGGGGUGGGCGCGGCGGGCGCGACGACCGCGGCGGCGGCUUCGGCAAGAACGACCAGCCCGGCGGCAACCUGCGCAAGAUCCGCUGGGAUAACGUCCAACUUACCCCCUUCCAGAAGAACUUCUACAUCCCACACGACAACACUCAGAGACGCUCGCCAGCUGAAAUCGAAGCUUACAGGAGCCAACACCAGAUCACAGUCAAAGGCAGGGAUGUCCCCGCUCCAGCCAUCUAUUUUGAUGAAGGAGGAUUCCCAGACUAUGCUAUGAGGGAAAUUUUGAAACAAGGCUUCCCUAACCCUACACCCAUUCAAGCUCAAGGCUGGCCCAUAGCUCUGUCUGGACGUGACAUGGUUGGAAUUGCUCAGACUGGUUCUGGAAAGACCCUGGCAUACAUCUUGCCUGCCAUUGUCCACAUCAUUAACCAGCCGAGGUUGCUGAGGGAUGACGGUCCCAUAGUAUUGGUUUUGGCACCCACCAGAGAGUUGGCCCAGCAAAUUCAGCAGGGUUUAUGUGCCAUGAAUGGCAUUGCUGCGGAAACUCUGGACAGCGACGCCAACCAGCACAUUGUGGCUAAUGACUUUGGUCAGAAUGUGCAAGUGCGGAACACUUGUAUCUUCGGAGGGGCUCCCAAGGGGCCGCAGGGGAGGUGCCUGGAGCGCGGGGUGGAGAUUGUCAUUGCUACACCGGGGAGGCUCAUUGACUUCUUGGAGAAAGGCACAACUACCCUGAAGCGGUGCACUUACCUGGUGCUGGAUGAAGCUGACAGAAUGCUGGACAUGGGCUUCGAGCCGCAGAUCAGGAAAAUCAUUGAACAGAUCCGACCAGACAGACAGGUCCUCAUGUGGUCGGCAACCUGGCCGAAGGAGGUAAAGAACUUGGCCGAAGAGUUCCUCCAUGACUACAUCCAGAUCAACAUCGGCUCUCUGUCCCUAUCGGCCAAUCACAACAUCUUGCAGAUAGUUGAUGUCUGCGAAGAGUGGGAGAAGAAUGAUAAGCUUAUAACAUUGCUUACUGAGAUCUCGUCUGAGGAGGAAACUAAGACUAUUAUCUUUGCUGAGACUAAGAGAAAGGUGGACGACAUAACAAAGACCAUAAACCGCGCGGGGUGGCGCGCGCUCGCCAUCCACGGGGACAAGAACCAGCAGGACCGGGACUACGUGCUGGGCCAGUUCCGCAACAUGGCCGGCGCCAUCUUAGUGGCCACUGACGUCGCCGCGCGCGGGCUUGAUGUGGAGGACGUGAAGUUUGUGAUAAACUACGACUAUCCGAACAAUUCGGAGGACUACGUGCACCGCAUCGGGCGCACGGGCCGCUCGCAGAACACCGGCACGGCUUACACGCUGUUUACGCCUAACAACUCGGCUAAGGCUAAAGACCUGAUGUCGGUGCUGCAAGAGGCGAACCAGGUGGUGAACCCGAGACUUCUGGAGCUCGCGCAGUGCGGGAUGGGCUUCAAGGGGAAGUAUGGUCGCGGUCGCUACGGCGGCGGCGGCGGGCGUGACCGGGACGACGACUCGCGCGGCGGGCGCGGGGGCCGCGACUACGGGGGGCGCGGGGGGCGCGGCGGCCGGGACAUGCGCGGGGGCGGCCGCGGGGGAGGCAGCAGAUUUGGAGGCGGCGGCGGUGGGGAGAGGAGCUCCCGCUGGGACGACAGCAACAACGACCGCGACACGUCCUCGUACAACAACGGCUCGAGCUACCGGCCCAGCGGCGACGGGUACCGCGGGCGGGGCGGCGCGCGCGGCCGCGGCGGAUUUACCGCCCCCGCGCCUGCGCAGUCCUACGCGGCGCCCGCCCCCGCGCAGCAGCAGUACAGCAUGCCGCCCCCGACUAGCUACUAUAAUAUGUACGCGCAGCCGCCGCCACCGCCUAUGCAGUAGAGUGGAGGUGGAAUUGCGAGAGAGUAUGCACAGGGGUUUCGAAAGUGGUGUUGAAGUGAAGGUGACUGUAAAGUUGUAGAACAAAGGUUGUUUUGAAUGAUGAGCUGAGUCAGUCCUUCGAGGCUUGUUAUACCACUUUCGCAACAGCCUGUAGAUCCGUAGGCGACAAAGGUAAUUUCUUUCGCAUGGUACUGAUUCGGCAUUAACACAAUAUCAGUCGCAUGUGCUGUCUGUAAGUGUUCAGCCUGCAAGGUGGAUGGUACUCUCUCGGUUUUGUAUUUGAGGGUAGUGAGAUGAAAUAAUUGAGGUAUACUGUGAAGCCUACAGUUAGUAGGUGGUGAUACGGAUAGUGUAAUCUGGGAUCACACGGAUAGCAUAUUUGAAGCAGUAAUUUGGAGCAGUAAUUUGGAUUACUUGCCUUCAUGGUAUAUAAGAAUUUAAAUAUUUUAAUUAGGUUGUAAUGUAACUGAAAUAUGUCUGCAUUCAGGAUAAGUAAAUGAUAUAUUAUGUUAGUUAAUGUGAAAUGUCCAUGAAUGAUAGAACUUACGACCCUUCAAAAACUUGUUUGCUUGAGUUGAGUUUCUUCCUGCUACAUAGUUUAUAUUUCAACAAUCGUUGCUGGUUCCAACAUCAAUUAAUUAUGUAAAAUCUAAUAAAGAAAACUGUGCCUCUUCGUUAACAGUAUAUUCCGUGGUAUGGUAUGCUAUUUAUUUUGUGUUGCGGUUCUCAUAGAAACAUGUUAAAUAACAUUGUGAAUGUCUAUAGAGAUUGUAUUGUAGAUUAUUAAUAACUAAUAUUUAACUUCAGAGUAGUAGCAACCUUAAAAAUAUGUCGGUUUGAAGCUCUAUCUAUGUAGGUAUCGUGUUUUGUUAAAUUCACAUUUUAUUGUCCAACACAUAUCUCGAUUUUCCUAAUAUUGAAUAAGUACAUUCCCGGUUAGCGACGGAUUACAAACAAUUUAUUACUUGUGCAAUUCCACAAUAAAAAUAUACAAUAAAUACAA
Messenger RNA from Plutella xylostella (diamondback moth), 3240 nucleotides. RefSeq lists its product as uncharacterized. Gene Ontology annotation, molecular function: nucleic acid binding; RNA helicase activity; ATP binding. The record is from RefSeq and is a predicted model, not a curated record. Lineage: Eukaryota; Metazoa; Arthropoda; Insecta; Lepidoptera; Plutellidae.